This is a messenger RNA of Blepharisma stoltei, 1250 nucleotides long. Lineage: Eukaryota; Ciliophora; Heterotrichea; Heterotrichida; Blepharismidae. The record is from the annotation of a GenBank genome assembly.
AUGAAUGAAUUAUUAUCUCAGCUCCACAAAGAAAGAAUGGAUAGAACCGAGAAAUUCAGGAGCAUAAUUAAAAAUGGUAUAGUAUUUUCUCUUUGAUGGCCCUGUAAGGGCAGGCUUUUUUAGCCGGAAUUUCUGAGAUUGGUCGGACCAACGCACAAAGUUGGUCGGACCAACUCGCUUGUUGGUCAAACCAAAUCAGGAAUUCCAGCUAAAAAUGCCUGCCCUUACAGGGCUAUUCAAGGGAAUUAAUUAUAUCUUGAUUCAGCAGAGAGGUGAUGCAGACUCAAUAAUAUAUUUAAAUUAUAUUGGAAAGAUUUUGUCAGCCCAGAAAUGAAUAGCAAUGCUAGGUAAGCAAUUCCGUGCAAAGCCUCACAAUAGUCUGAGUUCAGAGCUGGAUUUUACUUGAAAGAGAGGCUUGGAGUUAGAAAUGAAUAACUCAUCAUGGCAUCUUGGCCAUUCAACUAUACUCCUUUUUGCAGCAAGCCUACCAGUAAGUCUAAGUCCAUUUUCAGGAAAACAUGCCAGGCUCGAGAACUCGAAGAGCAGCCAUCAAAAUCCAACCUCCCAAAGCUGAGGGACAUCCAGGAAAAUACUGGAGACAGAAGGUGCAAGGUGGGCAUAGAUCACAAGCAGAGAUGCAAGCCAUGGUAUUGGACGUUAAACUUUAUUGAUAAAUUAAAUUAAUUUGGAAAUUCAGGAACAUUGUAAUCGAUAAUCACAUAUUCGAAAUAUUAGAAAAACCAGGCGCUGCAGUUGGUUCGAAGCUAUGGAUCGGAGGAGAAGAAUUAAGCAUUUUUCUGCAUAGGAAUCCUGAACUUAUUCAAGGAAAAUCAAUUCUUGAGCUUGGAGCUGGGGUAGGGUUAGUUAGUAUUGUAUGCAGUCUUUUUUCAGAUAGAGUAAUUUGUAGUGACAAAGGAGAAGUUCUAGAAAUUGCGAGAGAAAACAUCAGAAGAAACAGAAAUUCUGCACAAGUUUUAGAAUACGGAUGGAGCGAAAAUUCUGUUGGGAUUUUUGAUGUUAUUGUAGGAAGUGAUAUAGUGUAUUAUGAUCAUGAUUUUGUGCCUUUAUAUCAGGCAUUGAUGGCGAAUUCUAGAGUUGGGACGAUAUUUAUUUUAUCAUAUAGAGAUAGGCUUUAUUCAAUGCUGGAUUUUUUCCCUUUGUUGAAAAAUGACUUUGUUGUAAGGGAAGAAAGGAAGAUUACAAAUGAAAGCUAUGUCUAUAUUUAUGAGAGGGUAGGUAGAGAAACAUAA